AUGGCUACGCGUAUUGCUCCCCCGGCGGGCCUCCCCCAAAAGGUGGUCUCGAACCCGCCAAACCAGACUCUCUACGUCACGAACCUCCCCUCAGCCAAGAUCCAAAAGGACGACCUUCGCACAGCACUGUACAUGCUCUUCUCCACCUAUGGCCCCGUCCUCGAUGUUGUCGCUCUCAAGACCAUGAAGAUGCGCGGGCAAGCACACAUUGUCUACCGGGACAUUCAGACAGCAACACAGGCCAUGAGGUCACUUGACGGCAUGGAGUUUUUGGGCAGGAAAAUGAAAAUCACCUACGCCAAGGGUCGCUCCAACAUCAUCGCCAAACUCGACGGUACUCUCGUGCCACCCAAGGCCGCCGCCGCCGUGGCCCUCACCACCGUCCAACAGAGCAUCUUCAGUGCCCCAGUACCAGGCGCCCCUACUACGAAUACCGAGAGUCCAGCACCACAAGGUUCGCCAGCCAAGCCUCCCGGGACGGAGACAACCACACCGGCAGAGGAAAACCGGGGAACGAAGCGGCCACGCGAGGAGGAGGAAGAAGAGGAGGAGAGCGAUUCGGAUGUUGCUAUGGAGGAAGACAGCGACGAGGACUGAUGGGUGUCCACUAUGGCAUUUGCUUCCUGUUUAAGAUACCAGCUCGCGGUGGAGAAGGACGACGAAAAUGAAGGCGCAAUGAAGCGGAUGGAUAAAAAAAAUCGCCCUCUCGAAGGACAAUGCAGAAGACGCGCCGCUAGCUGCAUGUACAACAUACGCCGCGCUACUCCCACUUCCUUUAGGCGGAAGAAGGCUCCAAGGCCAUUUCCUUGGGGAUCCAAAGGCUGACACAGCCGCCGACGAGUCCAAGCCAAACCAUCAGGUAGUUCUCGAUCGAGACAUUGUCAAACGUCGACAUGGCCUCGCCAAGGAGACAUGGGUGGACGAAGAAGGUGGGAAGGCCUGUGAUGGGAUGAUACUGUUUAUAUGGCCGAAAUAAUUCAAAAGAAGGGACAUUCGUGUGUUAGUACA
This is a messenger RNA of Neurospora tetrasperma FGSC 2508, 1008 nucleotides long. RefSeq lists its product as uncharacterized. Gene Ontology annotation, biological process: mRNA export from nucleus. Gene Ontology annotation, cellular component: nucleus. Gene Ontology annotation, molecular function: mRNA binding. The record is from RefSeq and is a predicted model, not a curated record. The transcript is spliced from 2 exons. NCBI's taxonomy places the organism in Eukaryota, Fungi, Ascomycota, Sordariomycetes, Sordariales, Sordariaceae. Bases 1 to 597 code for a protein of 198 amino acids.